GCAGCUAACUGACAAACGUUCAACUUUUCCGAUUCCAUACCUAAGUAUACCCUGAAGAUGGCAACCAGCGCAAACGGUGCUACCCUGUGGCUGAUCCUGCUAGUCCUGCCGAUUCAUCUGCUCGAGGCACAAUACUUCGGGCAGCAGUUGAAAGAUGUCAUCGAGUGGAAGGCAGCCGAUUUCGUGUUUCCAUCGGAAAACGCCCGUAACGAGGCGUUGGCCUCCGGGCGGUACGUGCCAGAGAACUGCAUACCGCUGGACAUGGAUGUCGAUUAUUCUAAUCCCGCCCGAUCACGUCUGUUUGUGACCAUUCCGCGGUUUGUUACCGGUGUUCCUUACACUCUGGGCCGUGUCAGUCGCACCCAGGGAGCUUCUGGACCGUUGAUCGAGCCCUAUCCGAACGCUGCCAUUCAGGAACGACCGGAAAGCAACAAUUGCCAAGGAAUAGUGUCCGUGUUUCGAGUGAAGAUCGAUGAAUGCAAUCGUCUCUGGGUGCUGGACACUGGCAAGAUUGGUGAAAACCGUAUCUGCCUUCCGCAGCUGGUAGUGUUUGACAUGAAAACGGACCAAAUCAUCCAUCGCUACCAGAUUCCUGCCGAUCAGCUCGUAUGCGAACUGUCGCUGUUGGUGAACCUGUUGGUUGAUGUCCAGGAUCCUUCUCCACUCGGAUCUUGCCAGAAUACGAAGGUCUACAUGUCGGAUGUCACCGCGUCGGCGAUGAUUGUGUACGAUAUGGCGCGUGGUAAAUCGUGGCGCAUAACGAACAAGCAGAUGUACCCAAACCCCGACUACGGCACAUUCACCAUUUCCAACGAAAGUUUCGACCUCAUGGACGGCAUCGUUGCCAUGGCACUGUCGCCACGCAUUCCGUCCGAUAAUGUGGUGUUCUCCGGUUACGGCCAAAAUCCGAACUGGCGUCCAUCCAGCGAUCGCUUGUUGUACUUCCAUGCGCUUGCAUCGGUGACGGAGAAUGCAGUACGCGCUUCGGUGCUGCACAACGACACGAUGUGGGAGGCGGACGUCGAAGCUCAACCACGUGCGUUCCGUCCAAUUGGUAUCCGCCCCUCGCAGUCUGUGGCGGAAGCGAUGGAUAGCAAUGGGAACUUGUUCUUCGGGCUGCUGAGUCAGAAUGCAAUUGCUUGCUGGGACUCGACCACACCGUACAAUCCGGCGAACAUGCGUAUCGUGUCGCAGAACAGCGAAAAGCUGCAGUUUCCGAGUGGGGUGAAAAUUGUACGAAACCGCAAAGGCGUUGAAGAGCUGUGGGUAUUAACUUGCCGCUUUCAGAAAGUGAUGACCGGAUCGUUGAAUACCAAUCAGACCAAUUUCAGAAUACAAGCCAUACAGAUUCCGGAGGUGCUAGGCUUUAAAAGUUCCUGUAGAGUGUAACGAGCACCGUUGUAACGGAAGAUUG
Anopheles coustani is the source of this 1414-nucleotide messenger RNA. RefSeq names its product protein yellow-like. The record is from RefSeq and is a predicted model, not a curated record. Gene Ontology annotation, cellular component: extracellular region. The coding region runs from base 58 to 1389 and encodes 443 amino acids. NCBI's taxonomy places the organism in Eukaryota, Metazoa, Arthropoda, Insecta, Diptera, Culicidae. The transcript has 4 exons.